This is a messenger RNA of Striga asiatica, 315 nucleotides long. Lineage: Eukaryota; Viridiplantae; Streptophyta; Magnoliopsida; Lamiales; Orobanchaceae. The record is from the annotation of a GenBank genome assembly.
AUGGGUAAACGAGCUAAUGAACGGCAGCUAAUCCGACCAAGUAAGUCAGCUAGUGGGAAGCUAUUAAAGGAGAGAAAGGUUCGGGGCAUACUUCAAGCUAACCUCCUAUCCGCAGGAAGGGUCAACCCGGUCUGGUCUAUUCGACCCAUUGUAAGAGCACGAACUGGGUACUUGAAAACCUAUUCCUGGAGAACUCAUCUUAGGUUGACUCAGGAGCUUAGGGUAGUCUACUGCAGAAGGAAGGAUAGACAGCCAAUCUUGGCUAAGAAAUCACCACCUCUUCUGAAAAGCCGAGGGACCUGGACAGCUUUGUAG